GGAAAGAGUGGGCGAGUCUGAGAAACACAGAAAGCAGACGCGCAGGUGAAAAAUCACAGAGACUCGGCAGUGGACUGGCAAAGACGCCGCUACGACUGGGGCUGUGGCAGAGAACUGCAGUAGUUGACCAUGGUACAGCACACGGAAAACAGCGAAGCGGACAGCAUCUCCAGAGAGGCGACCGAUUCCGAUGAGAGUGAGUUCAUGGCUUGCAGCCCGGUACCCGGUACUGAGAUGAACCCGGACUGGUGCAAGACAGCAACCGGACACAUAAAAAGACCUAUGAACGCGUUUAUGGUAUGGUCCAAAAUAGAGCGGAGAAAAAUCAUGGAACAGUCUCCGGACAUGCACAACGCCGAGAUUUCCAAAAGGCUUGGAAAACGCUGGAAAAUGUUAAAGGACAGCGAAAAGAUACCUUUCAUCAGGGAAGCCGAGAGGCUCCGCUUGAAACACAUGGCUGAUUACCCAGAUUACAAGUACAGACCCAAGAAGAAACCAAAGCUGGACAAUUCCUCCAAACCAUCGGCGCCGUCUCCGGAGAAGUCUUGCAACAAAGUGUCGAAGACCUCCGGCAAGAAAUGUUCAAAACUGAAAACGAGCAAGUCCGGCACGAAAUCCUCUCAUGGCUACGGAGACGACUGUGCAUUCAAGAGCGUGAAAGUUGCAAAGACUGCUAGAAGUGAAUACACGGACGACGACGACGACGACGACUACGAGGAGGACUCGCGAGUCCGCGUUAAGGAGGAGGACGAGGAUCCGACGAGGGCGUGCAGCGCAGCCAAAGUUCCCGCGAGCCCGACUUUGAGCUCGCACGCCGAAUCCGAGGGCGCGAGCAUGUACGAAGACGCGCGGGACGCGGCGCCCGGCAGCAGACUGUACUACAGCUUCAAAAACAUCACCAAGCAGAGCGCAAUGUACCCUGCCUCCGCCUCGCCGGCGUCGUCCAGGUCGCUCUCCACGUCUUCCAGCUCCAGCGAAGACACGGACGACUUGCUCUUUGACUUCAGCUUGAAUUUCGCCCCCACGGCGCACGGCUCGGAGCUGGGGAACCCAAAUUCAGGAAAUCUCUCGCUCUCUCUGGUGGAUAAGGACUUGGACUCGUUCAGCGAGGGCAGCCUGGGUUCCCACUUUGAGUUCCCCGACUAUUGCACGCCCGAGCUAAGCGAGAUGAUAGCAGGGGACUGGCUCGAGAAGAACUUUUCCGACCUGGUGUUCACGUACUAAGCAGAAAGACCAUAAGUAAUAACAUACGGCAGAGGGAGGGGAAAAAAAAUACACGUCCGGUUCGAGUUUUUAACCCCGCCGCCUACUGCGGUGUUAUCCUGCUUUAGGGGGCUGGGGAAGUAGAGGGGUCCGAGGAACUCGAUGCGUAUGAAGAUGGUGUGCUGUAGCAAAAAAAAAAAGAAAAGAGAGAAA
Molecule: messenger RNA, 1416 nt
Organism: Electrophorus electricus (electric eel)
Lineage: Eukaryota; Metazoa; Chordata; Actinopteri; Gymnotiformes; Gymnotidae
Gene: sox11a
Product: SRY-box transcription factor 11a
Biological process (GO): brain development; neuron differentiation; positive regulation of transcription by RNA polymerase II
Cellular component (GO): nucleus
Molecular function (GO): DNA-binding transcription activator activity, RNA polymerase II-specific; RNA polymerase II cis-regulatory region sequence-specific DNA binding
Source: RefSeq, a predicted model, not a curated record